Messenger RNA from Ananas comosus (pineapple), 1455 nucleotides. RefSeq names its product serine/threonine-protein kinase-like protein At5g23170. Bases 264 to 1295 code for a protein of 343 amino acids. The record is from RefSeq and is a predicted model, not a curated record. The transcript has a single exon. Gene Ontology annotation, biological process: protein phosphorylation. Gene Ontology annotation, cellular component: plasma membrane. Gene Ontology annotation, molecular function: ATP binding; protein kinase activity. NCBI's taxonomy places the organism in Eukaryota, Viridiplantae, Streptophyta, Magnoliopsida, Poales, Bromeliaceae.
CAGCCUACAAAUACAAUAACAGAAUCCAAUCUCUCUGCUUUGUUCCUUUUUUGGUACCAAAGCGCAGCAGCAGCACCACCACCUCAAGAGAUACCUUUGCCUUUAUUUUUUUCACUCUCUUUUUCUCUAUUUUCCUUUAUACCCCACACUUUUCCCUCUUCUUUUUUCCCUUAAUUAUCGUUGCACCAUUAAUACCUCGAUUCUCUUAAGCUCUCAUUAGCGCUCACACAAGAGAAAAGAAGAAGAAGAAGAAGAGAUCGACAAUGAAAGAGUUCAGCUACGGCGCGAUCGAGUCGGCGACGAACGGCUUCGCCCUCGAGAACUUGAUAGGGAAGGGCAGCCACGGCGUCGUCUACCGGGGACACCUCGACAACGGCACGCCGGUCGCCGUCAAGAAGCCGUCGCCGGCUUCUUCCGCCCACGGCGACGCCAAGAUCCGGAACGAGAUCGCCAUCCUCGCGUCCACGACAGACUGCCCCUGCAUCGUCAACCUCGUCGGCGCCGGCCGCGACUCCGCCGGCCAGUCUUUCCUCGUCAUGCAGCUCAUGCCGAACGGCUCGCUCCGCGACGCCCUCCGCUCGCACUCCGCCGCCCCUUCGUGGCCGCGGCGCGUGGAAAUCGCGCUCCGCGUCGCCCGCGCCGUCGCGUCGCUCCACGGCGCGUCGCCGCCGGUCGUCCACCGCGACGUCAAGUCGGAGAACGUCCUCUUCGACGCCGCGUGGGACGCCCGGCUGGCGGACUUCAGCCUGGCCGUCAGAGUCGGCGGCGGCGGCCGGACGGAGCCGAUUGGAUUGCCGCCGGCUGGGACGAUCGGAUACCUCGACCCGAGCUACACCGAGUCGAAGCUGCUGAGCCCGAAGAACGACGUGUUCAGCUUCGGAGUGCUGCUGCUGGAGCUCGUGAGCUCCCGGAAGGUGAUGGACGUGGACAGCGACACGUGCUCGAUCGUCGCGUGGGCGGUGCCGAUGAUACGGGCGAGGCGGUACGACGAGGUGGUCGCGAGAAUUCUGCGGGUGGCGGCGCGGUGCGCGGCGGAGAAGGCGGAGGAGAGGCCGGGGAUGGGGGAGGUGGUGAGGGAGUUGGAAGGGGUGGUUGAUGAGUGUGUUUCGUGGUGGUGGGCGAGGCAUGGCAUUAAUUGGUGCUCCAUAGUAAGGAAUUAUAGGGUUUGGAGGAGGAGGAGGAGGAGGAGAGUGGGGACGAGGAGGAUUGUGUGCAAGGAUCAUCUUGCAGGUGGUGGUGGUGGUGGUGGCGGUAAAUUUGAUUUGGAUUCGGAGUUUCGAAAAAAUCAUUCGUAGGAGGACGCUGCUCUACAUUCGAAGUACCUUAAAAUGAUCGAAGGUUUAGCUAAUCCAGACCUUUUCAAGUCAAUUAUUCGAUUAAGUUUAUGCGCUGAUUGGUGUUAUGUAACUAUAACUAUGAUUUCUAUCAAUUUGACAUCUGUUUUUUCUUUUUCUU